UAAGUUGGAGAGAUCAUAGAGAUCUUUACACGUGUUUCUAUUACUACUGCGAAUAGCCAGGGAAACCUGCUUCUGUGUCACUUCACAUGAUCAAUGCAAAAAAACAACACAUACAGUGUUUUUCAUCUUUCUUCUCAGUUGAGAACACAUAAGGAGGGAAAAAGAACGCAAAAAAGGGAAUCAUAAGCAAGAAGGAAGGCUUUGGAAAUGGUAUCUACUGACUCAUUCAAAGACAAAUCCUUCUCUCUCACCAGGACACUUCUUCCAUGGACUAUCUGUGCCUUGUUUCCCAUAGCUCUGGUUCGUUUAUUGUUUUACCCUCUACCCUUUUCUCCAUUUCCAAAAACUGAUCUUUCACAUCCCACCAACAACAAGAUCACCUACCACUCUUCUCUUUCAGUUUCUGCUUCUCCCCCUUCUUCUGCAGAAAAUGGAAAAACUAAUGAGACAAAAUGUGACUAUUCCAAUGGUGAAUGGGUGAGUGAUAGUAGGGGCCCUUUGUACAAUGAUACAACAUGUGGUACGAUCAAAAAAGGCAGAAAUUGCAUCACCCAUGGUAGGCCUGACUUGGGCUAUCUCCACUGGAGAUGGAAGCCCAAAGAGUGCAAUCUUCCAAGGUUUGAGCCUCAAACUUUUCUCCAACUUAUUAACAACAAGCACAUAGCUUUUGUUGGAGACUCUAUGGCUAGGAACCAACUAGAGUCCCUUCUUUGCAUGUUAGCCACUGCUUCAACUCCUAACCUAGUGUACAACUACAAAAAGGGCAAGGACAACCAGUUCAGCCGGUGGCACUUUCCUUCACACAAUGCAAGCAUUUCCUUGUAUUGGUCACCUUUUCUUGUGCAUGGCAUUGAAAAAUCAAGCACAGACCCGAAUAAUAAGCUCUACUUGGAUCAUGUUGAUGAGGGGUGGGCUAAGGAUAUGGACCAAAUGGACUUGAUUGUGUUGUCAUUUGGGCAUUGGCUUUUGAUUCCAGCAGUUUUCCAUGAGGGGGAUUCAGUUAUAGGGUGUCAUUAUUGUCCUGGUCUUAAUCACACUGAGAUUGGGUUUUAUGAUGUGUUGAGAAAGGCCCUAAGGACUACCCUUAAUAGCAUAGUUGAUAGGAGAAAGGGUAAAGGCAAAGGAAUUGAUAUAAUUGUAACAACAUUUACACCACAUCAUUUUGAAGGUGAAUGGGACAAGGCUGGUGCUUGUCCAAAGACUGAGCCUUAUAGAAAUGAGGAGAAGAAACUUGAAGGGAUGGAUGCUGAGAUGAGAAAGAUUGAGAUAGAAGAAGUGGAUGAUGCCAAGGCAAAAGCUAAUGAAUUUGGAAGGUUGAGAUUGGAGGCAUUGGAUGUGACCAAAUUGGCAUUGUUGAGACCUGAUGGUCAUCCGGGUCCUUAUAUGAAUCCUUCUCCACUUGUUAAUGGGAAUGUAGAACGUGUGCAGAAUGAUUGUGUUCAUUGGUGCUUGCCAGGGCCUAUUGACACAUGGAAUGAGAUUUUUCUAGAGAUGAUUAAGAACUGGGAAAGUCAGCCAAGGAGUGAAGACUGAGAUGUUUCUCAUAUCUUGUUAACUGAUUAUAUUUUAAUUUUUGUCUCUAGGUGUUGGAAAUUGACUUGGAAAAGAGCAAUUCUAAUUGAGGAAUGGAUGGUUUUAUUUGUUCUGCUUAGGUUCUUCUCUUACAUAAUGAAGGAAAUGUUUACUAACAUUAUGCUGCAACUAUUUUUUCUUUUGUGAUUCCACACAACUAAAAACUCUGAUCUCUGAUGCUUAAAGUUUGAUGGAUACUCUCCAUCUCUCCCUAUC
Cajanus cajan (pigeon pea) is the source of this 1788-nucleotide messenger RNA. Its product is annotated as xyloglucan O-acetyltransferase 1. Gene Ontology annotation, molecular function: O-acetyltransferase activity. NCBI's taxonomy places the organism in Eukaryota, Viridiplantae, Streptophyta, Magnoliopsida, Fabales, Fabaceae. The record is from RefSeq and is a predicted model, not a curated record. Gene Ontology annotation, cellular component: Golgi apparatus.